Molecule: messenger RNA, 2465 nt
Organism: Formica exsecta
Lineage: Eukaryota; Metazoa; Arthropoda; Insecta; Hymenoptera; Formicidae
Product: protein brambleberry-like
Exons: 9
Coding region: 390-2348 (652 amino acids)
Source: RefSeq, a predicted model, not a curated record
CAGGUGACAGAUAUAUACUUGUCAUCACUUGUCAUCGCGUUUGAAUUCGAAGAAAGGGUUAUUUUUAUUGGCUCGUAAUUCGCUGACGCAAUGUAAAAAAGAAACGCUUACUCGACACAACUCAACAUUGUUUUGCGAUAGAUAAUUGUAAUAAUUGCGAUGUGUAAACUGCGAUCUCGAAACUUGACGAUCGAAUUCGCGACGUAUUCUAUUUUUAGUUGUGGUUUGCGUGUGCGCACGAUUUUCUACCGUCACCUCAUCAACGGACUUAAACUGUAAUAAGCAAUAGGAGUAAGAAAAUAACCUGUGUCUAUGACAGUGGGAUUUAUUUUUGAAUUAUUUCUGAAUAAAUCGUUGAUAAUUUUAGGCAGCAGAUUAAUUUAGACGCAAUGCAGUUGAAAAUGGAUUGCAAGCUUCUAUUGUUGAUAUUUUUGGUGUCGUUUAAUUGUAAACUUGGCAGUGCAUCUAUAAUGGAUUGGAUAUGGCAAACAAAAACAGAUGACACAACUGUUUCAGUUAACAAUGGCGUACCUUUGAUCUCAAUCCCUUAUGAGUCGAUGACGGAGGAUGAAAAAUUUCUCCAACAGGCUGCCAAGUUAACAGAUAUUAAAGUUUCUUCUCCUUUAGAGAUCUGUCAACACAAAGUUAUUGUGAAAAUUAGAACCUCAUGUUCUGAUAUGACAGAGGAAGAGCUCGCAAAGCUGAGUGUAAAUCUCCUAAAUUGCCAAUCAGCGGUUGAAGGCAGAAAAAUCUUUCCCUGCACUGAGGAAAUGUCCCUUCAACAGUGUACAACAAAUAUGGAUGCCGACAUGUGGAAUGCAUAUCAUUUAAUGAGUAAUAGAGCGAGAGCGGUUUGUUACGCAGCUCGAAAUACACAAUUUCGUGCUCUUACAGAGUUAACUGUCAAUAAGCUGAUGCAAUCUGCGCGUUCUCAAAUUGAGGGAUUAAAAUCUUUGAAGCAAAGUCAAGAUCAUCUGCAAGAACAGACAACAGAAGCUCUGUCGUCAUUAUCCAAGGGAAACAAAGCACUCUUGGAACAACAACAAUAUUUGAAGGACGCUCAAGUGACAUCCCACAAUCUUGUAACAUCGAAUCUGAGGGAGUUGAAUAACGAAAAGGCAUUAAUACGAACUGGGCACAAUCUGCUCGCAAGCAUGGCGGAGGAUAUAAGAGAUAAAUUAGAAAAGGCGCAUAAAGAGCUCGAGCAACAAGUUAUUGAACGUGGUGCAAAUCAUCAGGAAGUGUUGCAAGAUUUGAUCAGUAUAAAAGAACAAAUGCGAUCAAUUUGGGAAAAAAUCGAAAGUAGCACUGAUCGUAUAUUAGAGCAACAUGAAAAAACCAUCGACCAUUAUGAGCAGACGAUGCAGAAACUCGCACAAAUUAAUGAUACUAUUCGAUAUAUUUGGAAUCUCACUAAUAUUAUGCGCACAGAAAUAGACCAAAAAUUGGGAUGGAUUACUGACUACAUCGACGAUACCGGUGAACAAGUGCAAAAAAUAUAUCGCAUAGUUUCACAUGUCGUGUAUAUAUUAGUGGCUAUGAUAAUCGCUGCAUUUUUACAAGCACCAUUUUUAACUAGAGCUAGCAUUUUGGGUAUAGUGCCAGCAAAUCUUGUUACUUACUUGAAACAUGGCAUGGAAGCCUCUCUAGAUUUUACAUCUAUGACAGUGCUGAUAUUUUUAAUCACUGCAAUGCAUUUUGUAAUGCUGGAAAUACAACAUAUGUUUGGGCCAAGCAGUUCAGAAAAGAAGACAGAACCAGCUAAACUGGUCUCCCAGAAUGGACAUAUGAAUGGAAAUGCAUAUAAACACACAACAUAUUUUAGUUCUAUGGCAAAGAUGCGACUGCACACAAAAUUAAUGAAAAUAAUGCAGAGAUUCUAUAACUUUGUCGUUUUGCAAACAAACUACUGCAAAGAGAAAAUUAAUGACUUGAUACAUUUCAUCGCUUCUUGGAAUAAUCGACGCAAUUUAAGUGUGCACGAGACACUCUCCUGUUCAUAUCGACCAUUGAAGAAGAAUCGUGAGGAUGUAUACAACUACAAACGGGAGUUUUUGGAUAUAUCGGACGAUGAGACGCAAUGCGAUUCUUCCAAUAUGAUGCACUCGUCGCGUGAAGAAUAUUACAAUGAUAUUAAUGAUAUAUCGGACGCAACCGAAUUGAAACGUCGUAUUUAUAACACGAACGUUUCGCGGUCUCGAAGUGUCACCCCAUUGGGUUUGCCGAAAUUGCUUUGUAUGGCGAUAACAAGAACCGGCAGAAGAUGUCGGGUGUUUACUUCACCCGGACAAUGUUUCUGCCAUCAUCAUUCUACUGGCACAUCUAUUGUGGAUGGUCAUCUUAAUUGAAUAUUGCAAAUAAUUAAAUUCCGAUUAUAAUAAGAGUUAAAAUAAUCACCUGAGUUUAUGUUAGAUAAAAUGUAACAAUCUCUAUUCUCUCUCUUAAUAACAAUCAAUAUAACUGAU